Homarus americanus (American lobster) is the source of this 2748-nucleotide messenger RNA. RefSeq lists its product as uncharacterized. The transcript is spliced from 4 exons. Lineage: Eukaryota; Metazoa; Arthropoda; Malacostraca; Decapoda; Nephropidae. The coding region runs from base 264 to 1277 and encodes 337 amino acids. The record is from RefSeq and is a predicted model, not a curated record.
CCCACGUGAAGCGAGGAGUCUCGUCUCCCUGGCUGUUGCUCCUGAUCCCUCGUCUCUAAGCACAUGUAGCCUACUACUGUUCCGUAUUCCUUCUAUACUGGACGGCUGGACCUGUUGUCUUCGUUAUCAUUUCUUUCUCUUUAAGUGCUGACUUUUUUUUUAUGAGAUUUACUUAAGCAUUUUGAUUCUCGUCAUCACCGUUGCGUGGAGACAGCGAAUGGCACGGGUCUAGUCAGACAACUUGUUCACGCCAGUAUCGUAACAUGAUGUACAGUGGAGUGGCGACCUUUUGGCUCCUGCUCGGGGUGUUGUCAUGGUCGACGUGUGAACCAGUGGGUGCGCCAGGUCACAGGACCCAAACACUCGCCCAGCACUACGCCUCCGUCGCCUCCUACCCGUUCUCCAAGAUCGUGGGAGUGUUCAGUGUGUUGGAUGAAGACUCCUGCGCAUGUCUCCUUUUCUACAAGUCUUGUUCUCUCGAGAUCUCACUCCAAUCCGUCAUCAAGGCCAGGGGGUUUCCAUGUCCACUGUUGAUGCGGUACUGCUGCCGGCGAAUGACUCUACUCGACAUGUCCAGCACCUUCAGGAAUGAGUUUACAAGCCCCCUGGGCGAGCGUCUGGCAGACAUCAACAGUGUCAGCCACUAUUUGACGAGCGUCUUGGGAGAGCAUAAGCCAUAUGCCAAGAACUCCUCCACUAUCCCAACGGCAACAAGUCAGCAAAUCCGCAGUGACAAGUCAGGCUUGCGACCGUCUGCUCUAGACACUCCAGUCUUCCAGUUCAGAGCCUCAAGAGCAUCUGAAGUACAAAGCAGAGAAAGAAUGGCUCCCUUUUUCCCGUCGCGACACUCUCAAGGUACAGAUUUAGAUGAAGAUCCUUCAGAAACGCCAGCAACUGCCUUCCCAGACGUUGGCCAGCAGACGAAAAUCUACAACAACAAUAAUGAGUUUAAGCAACAAACGGAAACUCUGCCAAGCGAUGCGUUCAAACGUGAGGCAGACUUUCCAAGAAGGUCCAAGAUGAUGGCUUGUUCCUGCACGACUCGGGAAGACUGCACCCUCUCCUGGUCCUUCUUCUCUGAUCUUCCUCAAGUCAAGAUCAGGACCAGUUUAGAGUGUAGGGGACCAGAAGAGGUCACAUGUUGUCUUGGUCGAGUCCUGCCUCCACAUUCUCAUAAGUCUAGGAAGGAGGGUCACCCGAGAUCUCCCUCUACAUCGUCAGUGUGGCGACCUCUGGAGGAGGCGUGGGAUAGUAUCAUCUCUUGGUUCCAAGGUUAAUGUCAUGAACUACAAAUACAUGGAAGUCGAUAUAAGAAAGACUGAUGAUAAAAUGCUGAAUGAUUGUAUUAACGGAAAAAAAUAUAUUUGUCGCACUCUACAGCUCACUGAGCAUGAUUACUAUGAUUAAAUAGUUCUCGUGUGUGCGACGGCAUACCCAUCUGUCUGAUAUAAAUGGAUUGAGAAAUGGUCCAAGAAGGCCUGUAACUCAUUCCUUUGAUUAUAUCGGUCUAAUAUAUUUUCUUUUGGUCUAACACAUGCACGGGAAGGAACGACAUCGGCAUCAUUUUCGUCAUCAUCAACAUCGUCGUUAUCAUUUUUCUUUUUCACACUGAGCAUCGUCUCCACCCGCUAUGCCUGCCACAUUCAAUUCAUGAGGCAAAGCAGUUAGUCUUGACAAACCUCUCUCUCUCUCUCUCUCUCUCUCUCUCUCUCUCUCUCUCUCUCUCUCUCUCUCUCUCUCUCUCUCUCUCUCAGGGAGGACUGUCUCACCCACCGGCAGAUAGAUAAAUGCACGUCUCCUCAAUAUAUCUUAUAUCUGUAUGAACGCUUUUUAGGAAUGUGUAAACGGUAAUGUUCUCGAAAGAGGCAGCGGACUGACAUAGCAUUGGCUUACUGCGCUGCUCAGCUCGGCCACCAUCCAUCUCACACAAACCUGACAGCCCACAACAAGGGGUCAUAAAGGUGUUGUACCUGACUCCGUUGUGGGACAAAACCUCACUUACCCGAUCUAGCUUAGCAAGUCAGGAUAUUUGUGGAAUUAAAAGAAACUUAAGCGGCAGAGAUGAUGUCCACCUAAAUAUUUUGGUGGUGGGAUUUUGUCCACUGAAAAAUUUGUCAUAAAAUUCCUGUCAGGGGAAUUUGUGCGUGUAGCACCCGACGCGGCGUCAAUCAUCCCGUAACUUAGUCUGGGAGUACUGACCGAUGCGUGAGGAGUGUCAGAGACGAGUGUUUGUAUCGUUCUGUUGCUGGUAAAUGUUUCCGCUGUCAGAGAGGAAACUACUCGAUGUGAUAUUUGUGAAUGUACAUCUGAAAUUUUAAUUAAUCUUUAGUUUUGUUUCACUAUUUUAACGUAGGGAAAGUUUUUGUUUUCUAUUUUACUCGUAAUUUGACAAGUGUGCCAUUUUUCCAAGUAGCGUUUCUAUUUUAGUCCAAUGACCUCGACCUCUUGACCCCGUAAAUAUAUGGCUGUUUAAAAGACCUUACCCGACAGCUUAACACCUGACACUCGCCACGGUCAGCCGCCUGGAUACUUGACGCCCUUUUAAAACAUCUCUCUUUCUCUCUCUCUUUGUAAUUGAUUUGGCUCACUGCUGAAGGGGACAUAAGUUACCAUCGAAAUACAGUGUUCAUGUUUAUGUGUUUCAUCUUCCUACUGCAGAAUUUCAGUGGUACUUACAUACAUUUUUUUUUUACGGGCAUUAGCCCACUCGGGCUCAGGCCAUUAUAUAAUGACCCACAUCAAAGCCUU